Molecule: messenger RNA, 1458 nt
Organism: Musca vetustissima
Lineage: Eukaryota; Metazoa; Arthropoda; Insecta; Diptera; Muscidae
Exons: 2
Coding region: 112-1458 (448 amino acids)
Source: RefSeq, a predicted model, not a curated record
UCACAAAACCUUUGGCAACCUUUUGUAACUUACGAAUUUUGAUGGAGUGGCAACCAUAUUGUUUGCCAAAGAUUCGUUGUGUUUUUGCUUGUUCAAAGAAAAGAAUGCAAAAUGUGCCAAAGGAAUAUUAAAAAUUAUUUUUCCGCUAACCGAAAGGGUCAAACAGUUUUGACUAAAUCAGAAUCCGAUUCUGACGAAUCUGUUGAUACUGAAAUCAAUAUUUCUCAAUAUGCAGAUGUAUCUCAAUAUGAAGAUCUUUUUAAAAAGAAAAAUGAAUUUAAAAAUUUGGCAAAGGUUGUUGUAAAUGAAGGUGGUAUAUCAUUGUGUUGGAAAUAUUUUGGUGAUCUCUAUUUUAAAAAGAGGCAUAUACUUCAAAAAUAUAAAUUUUGCAAAUUGUGUUUGGAUGAAAAGACCAAUUUAAAAAGUUUUGGAAAAUCAACAUCAACCACAAAUUAUAUGAACCAUCUACGAGCUGUACAUAACUUGGACGUGAAAUCUUUAAAUAACCUGAAAAGUUCAACAAUGACACAAAAUGCAUUGAAAUCCUCAACAAGUUGUAACAACAAACAACAAAAUGCUCGCCGGGUCGCCGAAAUGUGCUGUUGGGAUUUGCAACCGUUUAAAAUUGUUGAAAGGCCAGGAUUUAAGAAAUUGGUAUCUUUCUUAAACCCAAAGGCUAUAUUCCCCACAGAUAGGACAAUAGCUACAACGGCUUUAAACGAUGUUUAUAACAUAUAUUUGGACCACGUAAAAACAAGCCUUAAAGAGUCGCCCGAAAAUGUUACACUUGUAUUGGAUAUGUGGUCAGAUAAACAUAAGCACUUGUCUUACAUAAACAUAAAAGUGCAUUUCUGCCAAAAUUUUCAAAUGCAAAUUGUAACGCUCAAGACAGAGAUCUUUCCACGACCUCACACUGGACUAGCAGUUGUAGAAAAAAUUGAAGAAGCUUUAUGUGAAUUUAAUCUGUUGGAAAAAAACAUAUGUGCUGUUACUGAUGGUGGAAGCAACAUCGUUUCAGCUUUAAAAAUUAAAAAUAUACCAAGAUAUGGUUGUAUGGCUCAUGUUUUACACAGAUUUUUGAUGGAAGAUAUACUAAACAACAACUCAUUUGAAAAUAUUAAUAACAUAAUAUCAAAAUUAAAAAAAAUUUAUGGCAGCUUAAUGUAUAGCUAUGAAGAAAUAUCAAAUAUUCAAAAUAUGGAGGAACAAAACGAUUUAGUAAAAAUAUUUACAGAGGUUGAAAUAAUUUUGGAGAGUUUGGAUAGUUGCGAACAAUUUCCACAUGGAGAUGACUAUUUUACUGAACAAUAUGAAGCAACUUUAAACGUCAAGCACCACACCUCUUUGAAAAAUUCCGUUGCAACACGUUGGAACUCUCUGCUUGCAAUGAUUCAAAGCUAUACGAAUAAUAUAUCCACUAUAAAUAUAGCAUUAGUUAAAGUUAAAAGGAACUGUUAG